AUGCCUUCGCUUUCGGCUCAAGUUAUGCUUGAGCCCCCUAAGAAGGCUCGGAAACCGGCCAGUCUGGCGAUUGCGGAAUAUGACAGGGCUGGGAACCUGAAAGCCAAGUUUAUCGAGUCGGCUCCGCGCGCCGGACCUGCUCGAGUCGAUAUCCUGCUUCCUACAAUACGAAAGAAGCAUUGGAGAAAGGUGCUUGACAUCUUCCUGCCGGAUGGCUAUCCUCACAGCGUGACGGAUGACUAUGCCGCCUACCAGAUUUACGACUCGUUCCAGGCGUUCGCCGGGACGAUAGCCGGCAUGAUAUCUUCACGUGCCGUAUGGGAAGGUAUGGGAGUUGGUGACUCCAUGGCUUCGCCUAUUGGCGCUAUGAUGAUACAGGUGAUUCGCGAGUCGAUGGGUAGACUCGGAACCAUUGCCUUCGCUCACUUGAUGGGGACAUCAAUAGAGGCCGAGUGCAAGGCCUAUCGCAUGGCUUCCGAUGUGCUGUGCAGCAUUGCCUUCAUCUUGGAUUGUCUCUCGCCGCUGUUCCCGAGAAGCAUCAGAUUUCUAAUUCUGUGCUGCUCAAGCAUCUUGUUUGCGGCGAGUGGUGUUGCUGGAAAUGCAUCAAAGAGCAGUCUGAGCGGCCACUUUGCGAAGUGGAAUAAUCUUGGGGAACUCAACGCCAAAGACGCAAGUCAAGAAACGGCAAUUUCACUGAUGGGCAUGCUCACCGGCACUCUGGUGGUUUCUUGCCUAACAACACCAACCACUACCUGGACAACACUCUUCAUCCUGAUCGCCAUCUACUUAUUCCUCAAUUGGAAGGGUGUCAGAGCCGUCAAAUCCCGCUCGUUGAACCGACAAAGGGCGAACAUUGCAUUUUCUGCACUGCUAUCCAAAGAUCAGGUUCUUACGCCCGGAAAGAUUUCCGAAAAGGAGCUGAUUUUCGAGAGACGCGGUGGCGAGGUUUUCCGAUGGAACGCGGACACAAUCCUGGGACAUUGCAAAUUCGGGGUGCCACUCGAAUCUAUGCUCCAGGCUUUGGCGAACGGCCAACAGAACAUGAGGUCUUUUCAACUUCCGACGGUGGAUCUAUCCAACCUCAUGGAGCUUUUCGAGAAUCAGCAGUACAUCAUGUGGUGCCAAAUAUCCGAGGCGGCAAAUUACGAGGGGGCCUCUAGGAUCAAGGUGUUGGUCGUGUUGAAGAAUGGCGUUUCCGCCAAGUCGCAACUGAAAGCUUGGUUCCACGGUCUUUUGCUCGCGGAGCGGCUGCACGGUCUGAAGACACCCGAGCUGAGGCGAGCUCAGCUGGGUCAGCACAUCAUGCUGGGACACAUUCAGGCGACAAUGGCCCUAGCCGACGAGAAAUACGAAGGAUACGCGAGGAGACUGUCGGCUGCCGGCUGGAAUCUGGAGGUUGCCGUGCUGGAAACCCGAUCGGGAUCUCGGAUAAUGCGAGAAGUUGAUGAUGAGGACACCCAUUGA
Molecule: messenger RNA, 1464 nt
Organism: Colletotrichum siamense
Lineage: Eukaryota; Fungi; Ascomycota; Sordariomycetes; Glomerellales; Glomerellaceae
Product: RUS1 family protein-like protein
Exons: 6
Coding region: 1-1464 (487 amino acids)
Source: RefSeq, a predicted model, not a curated record